AUGGAGGCCCAAAUAGAGCGAGCGGUAACAGAGAAAAGGCCCGUCCCCGAAAUCGACUUCACCCUGCAUACAAUGGAAGACGGAACUCAAGUUUCCACACAUGAGAGAGUUUGUAAAGAUGUGCAAGCGCCCGCUUUCCAACUUCCAACCAACGAGCAUUUCUGGUCGCCAGAAGACCCAUCGAAACCCAACCUGCGGUUUCUUAAGCAACAUUUCUAUCGCGAAGGUCGCCUCACUGAAGAGCAGGCGUUAUGGAUUAUACAGACAGGAACCCAAUUAUUGCGCGCGGAACCUAAUCUUUUGGAGAUGGAUGCGCCAAUUACUGUUUGUGGCGAUGUCCACGGCCAGUACUACGACCUAAUGAAGCUGUUCGAAGUUGGCGGCGAUCCUGCGGAGACGAGAUACCUGUUCCUUGGUGAUUAUGUUGAUAGAGGUUACUUCAGCAUCGAGUGUGUUUUAUACCUCUGGGCCUUGAAAAUAUGGUAUCCAAAUAGUUUAUGGUUGUUACGCGGCAAUCACGAGUGUCGUCAUCUUACAGACUAUUUCACUUUCAAACUAGAAUGUAAGCACAAGUACUCGGAGAGAGUCUACGAUGCGUGCACGGAAUCAUUCUGUUCGUUACCACUCGCGGCCAUUAUGAACAAACAGUUCCUUUGCAUUCAUGGUGGCCUUAGCCCCGAACUGCAUACAUUAGAGGACCUGAAAUCGAUCGACCGUUUUAGAGAGCCCCCGACUCACGGGCUUAUGUGCGAUAUCCUUUGGGCUGACCCAUUGGAGGAAUUUGGUCAGGAGAAAACAGGUGAAUAUUUUGUGCACAAUAACGUUCGAGGAUGUUCAUACUUUUUCUCUUACCCCGCCGCUUGCGCAUUCCUGGAAAAAAACAAUUUACUUUCCAUAAUUCGAGCCCAUGAAGCACAGGAUGCAGGGUACAGAAUGUAUAGGAAGACCAGAACGACCGGGUUCCCCAGCGUAAUGACGAUAUUCAGUGCGCCAAACUAUCUCGACGUCUACAACAACAAAGCCGCCGUUUUGAAAUACGAGAACAACGUAAUGAACAUUAGACAGUUCAAUUGCACUCCCCAUCCUUACUGGUUACCUAAUUUCAUGGACGUUUUUACCUGGUCUCUCCCCUUUGUCGGUGAGAAGAUUACCGACAUGCUUAUCGCCAUUUUGAAUACUUGCUCCAAAGAAGAGCUGGAGGAAGAACCCUCUUCGUCUGUAUCUUCCGACCGCGCAUCGCCUCCCCUUCCAAUGGAUCCCGAGAGCACCGAAUUUAAGAGACGAGCGAUCAAGAACAAGAUCUUAGCUAUUGGUCGUCUCUCACGGGUCUUCCAAGUGCUACGCGAGGAAGCAGAGCGAGUCACAGAACUCAAAACUGCCUCAGGUGGCCGCCUUCCUGCAGGCACCCUCAUGCUUGGAGCAGAGGGUAUCAAGCAAGCAAUUCAUAACUUCGAAGAUGCACGCAAGGUUGAUUUGCAGAACGAGCGGCUUCCACCAACCCACGAGGAAGUGAUUAGGAGGAAUGAAGAGGAGCGGAAACAAGCCUUGGAACGUGCUGCCCAGGAGGCAGAGAAUGAUACUGGUCUGACUAAUAUUGCUAGAAGGAUCAGCAUGUCGUCUGGCACCGGUAGAGGCCGUCGCACCCGGCCUGAGUAA
Molecule: messenger RNA, 1656 nt
Organism: Histoplasma capsulatum G186AR
Lineage: Eukaryota; Fungi; Ascomycota; Eurotiomycetes; Onygenales; Ajellomycetaceae
Product: serine/threonine phosphatase 2B catalytic subunit
Exons: 5
Coding region: 1-1656 (551 amino acids)
Biological process (GO): calcineurin-mediated signaling; fungal-type cell wall organization
Cellular component (GO): cytoplasm; calcineurin complex
Molecular function (GO): calmodulin-dependent protein phosphatase activity; calmodulin binding
Source: RefSeq, a predicted model, not a curated record